This is a messenger RNA of Gasterosteus aculeatus aculeatus (three-spined stickleback), 4452 nucleotides long. The record is from RefSeq and is a predicted model, not a curated record. NCBI's taxonomy places the organism in Eukaryota, Metazoa, Chordata, Actinopteri, Perciformes, Gasterosteidae.
UUUCCAGCAGAAUUGUCGUACCUCCGUUUUGUUCCAGCCAUUUUAUAUAGAUUUGAUUUGACUACGAUUUUAGGGUUUCAGUUGUAAGACAAAAAUACAGACAACGCCUAAACUGGAAAAACGCUUUGUUACAGACCUAUCAAUCACUCGGUUGCCCCCGCCUUAACGCAUUUCCUGCAUUUACAUUUACUCCAAAAUUAGCAUGACGAUUCUAAACAGACGGCGUGCUGGGUCAUAGAAGACUUAAACCAGGGGUGGCCACACCUUUUCAGCUGGAGAGCUACUUUUCAAUCGACCAAGUCGUGGCGAUCAACCCAUGACUCUAUUUGUCAUUAAAAUGACAAUACAUGAAUCUAUACCUGUCCUCGCUACCCAGUCUUCGUCUUUCAAAGACACAACAUGGACAGGUGACAUGAGGCCUCCAAGCCCCGCCCACACACCUACGUCUCUGUUUCAUUUUUACUUUGUGCCACUUUGUCUGGCUGAGGAUCCGUUGGAAACCCGGUGGGAUUGUGUUCCGUCCCCGGUAGAUUAAAAAAAGCUCCACCUGCAGAGUCGAGAGAGGAGAUUAAAGAGUUGAUCGCUUUUCUAAGAAAUAGACCCCCCAAACAAUGAUAAAUUACCAGAGCUAUCUCUUCCCAUUUGGCUCUUAAGCUUUCCUCCUCUUAGGCUGCAGGACACGGACCUCAUUUCUUUCGGUGACAUGACCUUGAGGUCUUGGUUCUUGGAAAUGUGCAAAAUGAUAAAAAAAUAAGGACAUUUACUCGGAUGUUGUACUUGAGAACAGUUUGACUUCCUCCUGUGGUGCUUUUUUUACCCUCUUUUGUCUCCUUAUUGAUUGAUCUUAUUUGUUCUUUCUUCUUUUCAAGAAACACAAACGGCUGCCCUACAGUUUGGUCAAUGAACGACCUGUUCCAGGUUAAGAGUCAUUUUCCCAUCAGUCAGCUGCACCGGGUCAACGUGUGACCUCCCCUCAUCCCUCCGAUAAACGUCCAUGGAUCGGACGCAUCGUCGCUGACGACCUCAUUUGUCCCGACGCACAGGCGCUGCACUGAGACCAAUUCCCUUCCCUCAUUUAUUUGUGCUAUUAUUAAUAUUGCAGACGGCGCGGUUUGCGUGACGUUGCGCAGCGUCUCAACGUCCUCCUCGUCAGAAUGAGGAAUCACAGCAGAGUGCUUCACCACGACCGAUGUGUGUGGAUCCGUCACUGUGACCCACUUCCUCCGCGCGCUACGGCACGUUAUUGACGGAACCAGAUCUCUACAGAGGACUUAACUCAAGUCUGAUUCCAAUUUGACUGCCGCUGGUUAUGAAAAUCUGCACUCCGAGUCUGAAACGGCUGGGGGUAAGAUGUUUGUGGAGUCAGUCCUCCGAUGGGGGGCCUGGAUUAUCCUGUUCCAGGUUGCAUCGGUUUUAUCUGCAGGAGGCUGUCCUCCGCGCUGUGUGUGCCGACCGGAGGCUAAAGAGGUGAUCUGCUCUGGCAAACAUUUGAACUCGGUGCCGGAGGGCUUUUCCGGUGAUGCCAGACGUUUGGAUUUAUCUCACAAUAAGAUUAAGACUGUUGGGCGCCGCCAGUUCUCUGGCCUCUUGCAACUUCAGGAGUUGGAUCUCAGUGAUAACAUAAUCUCCAUGAUUGAGGUGGAGGCUUUCCAGGCCUUACAGAAUCUGAGGACGCUUCGGAUUAAGAAUAACCGACUGAAGAUCAUCCCGGUCGGGGUGUUUUCUGGACUGUCAAAUCUGCGUCUUCUGGAUUUGAGCCAGAAUGAGAUCCUGGUCUUCCUGGACUACACCUUCAAAGAACUGAGCAACCUGCAAACGCUGGAAGUCGAGGAGAAUGACCUGGUCUUCAUCUCACAGCGCGCUUUCUUUGGUCUGCAGAAUCUGCAGGAGCUCAACUUAGACCGCAGCAAUCUGACCUCCGUUCCUACCGAGGCAUUGUCGCAGCUCAAGAGUUUGGCGCGUUUCCGCAUGCUGCGCCUCACUAUUUCUACACUCCCUAACAACGCUUUCCGGCGACUACACCGUCUGCACAGCCUCCUGAUAGCAAACUGGCCAUCAUUGGACACUGUGGCUAGCAACAGCCUGAUCGGUCUCAACUUGACCACGCUUGUCAUCAACAGCUGCAACCUAAGUACUGUUCCUUACUCAGCACUUCGUCACCUGGUGUAUCUGCGCUACCUGGACCUGUCCUACAACCCCAUCACUGUCAUUCAGGGUAAUCUGCUCGGGGACCUCAUAAGACUACAGGAGUUACACCUAGAAGGGGGGGGCCUGCUGAGAAUAGAGCCGGGCGCCUUUAGGGGACUGGCCUACCUUCGCAUGCUUAAUUUAACCUCCAAUCAGCUCACUACAUUGGAGGAGAGCGCCUUCCACUCUGUGGGGAACCUUCAGGUGCUGCGGUUGGACAGGAAUCCCCUAGCAUGUGACUGCCGGCUUCUCUGGGUGGUCCGCCGCCGAUUGCGCUUGAACUUUGAUGGACAUCAGCCCACCUGUUCGUCUCCUGAUGCAGUGAGUCAGCGUGAAUUCCGAGAUUUUUCCGAGAAGGAACUCCCCCGGCUGUUUACGUGCCGCCCGGCCCGUGUCAUGGACCGCAGGCCGCAGGAGGCCAGAGUAGAAGAGGGAACUACGGUUCUCUUCUCCUGUAAGGCCGAAGGGGAUCCAUUCCCAUCGAUUACCUGGAUCUCCACCCUCAAGAAUGUGGUUAGUCCAACGGGACGCAUCCGAGUUUUGCCCGAUGGUACUCUAGAAGUACGAUUUGCCCAAGUGCAGGACAGUGGCACGUAUCAGUGCCUGGCGGGCAAUGCGGCCGGCAAUGACAGCCUGACCGUCGGCUUGUACGUCAAGGGGCUCCCUCGUAACCGAACCAUCCCCGUCUUCUCAGAGGAAGGCUGGCUGGAGCCUUCAAACUCCCAAGCGGCCAACUCCUCGGCUCAAAUGUCUAAGCCGUACCCGUUUGACGCAAAGACCCUGAUAAUCGCCACCACCAUGGGCUUCCUGUCCUUCCUCAGCUCAGUGGCCAUCUGCUUUGUCUUCAUGUUCUUCUGGAGCCAGAGCAAAGGUCAGAUCAAGCACACGGCGACUAUUGACUUUGUCCCUCGCUCUUCGAUGAGUGGUGCAGGCGAGGGAGCGGACGGCGGCAGGUUCACCAUGAAACUUAUCUAGAGGUGAAAAGGGGCCUGUGGGUUCUUCUGCACAUGGAACCACGCUGGCUCAGACUCAAGGACAGAGACCUUUAUUUCAAGGCCCCCUUUGAAGGCCAAUCAGAGUCGGUACGUUGGGCUCGUGCAAGCCCUCUUCUAAUUUUAGAGUGUCUCAGCAACCACUUUGCUAUCAAAUAAAUAUCACAUGAUCUUGGAAUAGAAAGACGUUAACAGAUUGAAGGCAGAGGUCUCUUGUAGUUGUAAAUCAUUUGUUUUCAGUGUUUUAUUUGAAAUAGCAAGUGAACUCUAAUUUUGUAUGUAGCACAUAAGUAUAAAGUAGUUUAAAUUUUCACAGAUCUUUGGAUUAACAUGGGAAGAGCGUUUGCAUUUACCACAGGUUUCUGCAUUGUCAAAACAUAUCAGGUGCUUGUUUAAACAUGCAUUAUGUAAAAGUGUGCUUAUAUGUCUUCACUUGCCAACACAAGCCAUGCAAAGAUUUGCCCUUCUGAUCCUUGGGUUGCUUUUUAUGUUCACCCACAUGAGGGUUAUGACAAAGACAAUUCGCUACAAAGCUUUUGGUACUUGGUAAAUAAAUAUAUGCACUAGAUUAGCCAAAUCAAUUCUGAUCCUCACCUUUACGGUUACAUUUUGGGGCUUUGCGGUGUGCUUCAGGUAUGCUGCAUUGAAGAAUGGGCCGCUUGCUGAAACGAGUACUGCUUACUUUGAAUAGAUUGUUUAGCAGUGCAAAAUGACUGAUACAAUACCGUAAUGUCCAUAAUGUACAUUUCAAAUACUCAAAACAAAUUUGUAAAGUGGAUGACUAAAUUCUCCAAAUUAGAGCACUUGUUUUCUCUUUUAAUAUAUUAUUAACUCAAGUUAUAACAACAGGUGACUCUCUGUCCCAUCAGAAGAUGCUUUGAUUUCUACUUUUUACAUUGAAGAAACUGAUUUUUUUAACCCACAGAAAUAAUUGAGAAAACAUGUGCCUCAGUGACAUUCUUACCAUCGACAGAGAGAAUGCUCACCUGAACAUUGUCAUUUUGUAAAUAUUAGGUCAAGGGCGUUUGUGUGCGCUCCGCUUAUUCUAUCACUUUAUCUAGUUCUGGGGAUUAGUGUCACUCAAAUAUUGCACUCUUGCAUAAAUGGAACCGUGUAGAUGCACUACUCACAACUCUUUAGUAUGCCGGUAAAAGACAACGUAAAUGAUGCACAUAUACAGCAUUGAUUGAUUUGUUUAUUUACUGUCUUGUUCAUAACAUACAUACAGAUCAUUUUUCAUUUUACUGUAUUAAAUGCCUAUAUUUAAACGUAA